This is a messenger RNA of Ceratina calcarata, 521 nucleotides long. RefSeq names its product glucose-6-phosphate isomerase-like. Gene Ontology annotation, biological process: glucose 6-phosphate metabolic process; glycolytic process; gluconeogenesis. The transcript is spliced from 3 exons. Gene Ontology annotation, molecular function: monosaccharide binding; carbohydrate derivative binding; glucose-6-phosphate isomerase activity. Gene Ontology annotation, cellular component: cytosol. The record is from RefSeq and is a predicted model, not a curated record. The annotation marks the transcript as partial. NCBI's taxonomy places the organism in Eukaryota, Metazoa, Arthropoda, Insecta, Hymenoptera, Apidae.
UUGUACAGGGCCCUUUAAUGGUGACAGAAGCACUGAAGGCGUACCACGUAGGGCCGCGAGUUCAUUUCGUUAGCAACAUAGACGGUACUCACAUCGCAGAAACUUUAAAGAAACUGAAUCCAGAAACAACUCUGUUCAUAAUUGCAUCGAAAACGUUUACUACUCAAGAAACAAUAACAAACGCGACUUCAGCCAAACUGUGGCUGUUAGAGUCUAUGAAAAAUCCUGCAGCAGUCGCGUGUCACUUCGUUGCUCUGUCUACUAACAAUCAGAAAGUAAAAGAGUUCGGUAUUGACGAAAAGAACAUGUUUGGAUUUUGGGAUUGGGUCGGAGGACGUUAUUCACUGUGGUCAGCUAUCGGUUUAUCCAUUUGUCUAGCUAUCGGGUUUGACAAUUUCGAGAAAUUAUUGAACGGAGCAAAUUUUAUGGAUCAACACUUCUGCACUGCUCCAUUGGAAAAGAACGCGCCAGUUAUAUUAGCUUUACUGGGAGUAUGGUACCACAAUCUGUACAAAGCUGAG